Molecule: messenger RNA, 2090 nt
Organism: Colius striatus (speckled mousebird)
Lineage: Eukaryota; Metazoa; Chordata; Aves; Coliiformes; Coliidae
Gene: HPCAL1
Product: hippocalcin like 1
Exons: 6
Coding region: 376-957 (193 amino acids)
Molecular function (GO): calcium ion binding
Source: RefSeq, a predicted model, not a curated record
UCCCCCCCGCGGCGCGCCCGCCGCCCCGCCGGGGAAGUUGCGCUCCGUCCCUCGCGCUCCCCGGUCCCUCGGCGACGGCUCCUUCCUCCCCCUCCCUCCAAUGCGCCUCCCGCUCAUUUCCUCUUUUCCUCUCCGCUCGCCGCCGCUCCGCAGGCGUGCGGCUCGCCCGGGCGCCCUCCUCGCCGCCGCCGAGUUGUAGCUCCCAGGAAGCCGCUGCCGCCGCCGCGGGACCCCACUCCGCUAGCCGGGAAGUCGAACCGCUUGGACUUUCUCUCAAGAGGUUCCAAGAUAGGUGCAUGCUAGUAACUGAGAGAGCCUAGAGGGGAGGAAAAGAGGCCAAAUGAAAUGAGCUGCUGAACCCAGACCCAGGAGAGGAUGGGGAAGCAGAACAGCAAGCUGCGCCCCGAGGUGCUCCAGGACCUGCGCGAGAACACCGAGUUCACGGACCACGAGCUGCAAGAAUGGUACAAGGGCUUCCUGAAAGAUUGCCCGACGGGCCAUUUGACUGUAGAAGAGUUCAAAAAAAUAUACGCCAAUUUUUUCCCUUACGGCGACGCAUCGAAGUUCGCGGAACACGUCUUCCGCACCUUCGACACCAACGGUGACGGCACCAUUGACUUCAGGGAAUUCAUCAUCGCCCUCAGCGUCACCUCCCGGGGCAAGUUGGAGCAGAAGCUCAAGUGGGCCUUCAGUAUGUACGACCUGGAUGGCAAUGGGUACAUCAGCCGCGGGGAAAUGCUAGAAAUAGUGCAGGCAAUCUACAAAAUGGUUUCAUCAGUAAUGAAAAUGCCUGAAGAUGAAUCCACUCCCGAGAAGCGAACAGACAAGAUUUUUAGACAGAUGGACACAAACAACGAUGGUAAACUGUCUCUGGAAGAGUUCAUCAAAGGUGCCAAGAGCGAUCCCUCCAUCGUGCGGUUGUUACAGUGCGACCCCAGCAGCGCGAGCCAGUUCUGAUGAGAGCGGACAGUGUUCACAGAGAGUCGAUCUGGGCUCGUGUCCUUCAAGCUUUGCUCGCAAACGGAUGCCUUCUCAACCAGCCCUCCACACUUGACCGAUAAGAUCCCAUUGCCAGAUUGUGCGUGUGUGUGCGUGUGCGCGUGUGCCUGAGCGAACCAGCCCUCGCUCCCCUCACUAACACCAGUGCAGCUCUCCUUUGGCAGCUCCGUUUCCGCUUCUCCCGUAAUGUUCCGACUCACCCUACACAUUUGAAAUGUUAAUGGAAAGGUAUGUUUACAUGCAGCUACAAAAGAGUUCCAGUCGCUGGCGAGAUACCACUUCACUUAGUCCCUGCGAGAGGUGAUGUUCCAGUAGUUCCCGAGAAGAUGCUAGGUAGGACUUUUACCCGACAUAGCAGAUGGUAGAUAAUUUAUUUUGCUUCAUGAAUUACUAUGUUAAAAAAAAAGAAGAAAAGGACUGAAUGAAGUAGAAAGUUAAAAAAAAAAAAAAGAAAAAGGAGAAAAGAAAAAAAAAAUAACAAACCAACAGCUUUCCUGGGCAUGGUUCCAAUUUUCUUUUUGAGGAAAAUUGCUUGCACUUAUCUAAUGAUCUUUACUUUCUUUUAAUAUAUAUAUAAAUUAUAUAUAUAUGGUGAAGUAAAAUUUUAAAUAUUUAGGUCAUCUAUUUAAGGCAUCAAAUAGAAUCCGAGCUUUGUUUCUUCUAGUUGUCUGUGAUUUAUUCAGAUCUUGGAGAUUGGUUUUUUUUGUGAUAUUUAUGCAUUAGCAAAUUGCCGUUCCAAAAGAAAUGCAUGACUAGCAGUUUGUGGGUAUUUCACUCUGUUUAAUUCCUGAAUGCAAAUACUUGUUCAUUUUUACUGUCAAUUGUUCCAGCGUUACUGUAUUAACAAAAGACCCGAGAGGAGUUCAUCCUCAUUUUGUAUUUCUCAGUGGAGUCCUACUUUCUGGUGGUUGCUGCGUUUAAUGGCUUUUGAGUGCCCUGAGGUGACGUGACUCGCACCGCUGUUCUCGACUUGGCUACACCUCUUCCCUUUUGCUGUCGAUAUGUUAAUAGUCUUGUGCAUUCCAGUGUUAUUUAAUAUCUGCCUAAUGCCAAGAAAUAUUAAUUGAAAUAAAAGACUACUUUUCUUGUCA